UCACAGUGGCACAUGCUUCCCCUUAUGUCAACCAAUCGUUUCAUUCCCAACGUCCCUCCAUUCCCAUUCCCAGCUGUCGCUUGCUGUCUCUUGAUCCACCUCCUUCUCAACAUAUGAUCCAUACAUACACACUACUUACUAACUAUGCCAUCAAAACAACAACAACAACAGCAACAACAACAACAACAAGAGAAAUUAGAAGAUCUAUAGCUAGUAGUAGUGUAGCACAGAGAAAUUAAGAAGGAAACAAGAGACACUCACACUAUAUAUAUAUAUAUAUAGAGACAGUUAAUUAGCACUUAUGGAACAGUACUUAUUACCACCCAAGAUCCCAUCCAUGGCUACUACAAACUACUCUUUUGAUGACUUCCUUGACUUCUCAUCCGCCAAACGUUCCUCACACCGCCGUUCCUCCAGUGACUCCAUCGCCUUCCUUGAUCCUGAUGAUGACUUUGAUGCUGACCAACUCUUGUCCUUGUUGGACAAUGAUGCUCCUCCACCUUCAGUUUCAUCACCUUCUGAUGAUGAGAAACUACUUCUUCCUGCCAUGGAGGACAGUAGUAUUACUCUUGUUCCUGCAGGUUGCAAGGUUGAAGACAAAAUAUCUUCUCCUUUGGAUCCAAAGAGAGUUAAAAGGAUAUUGGCAAACAGACAGUCUGCUCAGAGGUCUAGAGUCAGGAAGUUGCAGUAUAUCUCCGAGUUGGAACGGAGUGUCACAACGUUGCAGACGGAGGUGUCGGCAUUGUCUCCGCGGGUAGCGUUUCUCGACCACCAGCGCUCGGCGCUGACGGCCGGGAACAGCCAUCUCAGGCAACGGAUUGCUGCAUUGACACAGGACAAGAUCUUUAAAGAUGCUCACCAGGAGGCACUGAAGAAGGAACUUGAGAGACUAAGGAAUAUUUACAACCAGCAGAGUACGGAAAAUAUGGUUGAAUAGGGAAGGAAUUGCUUGUUUUCUUGAGUUAAUUGUGUGUGAGAUUUUAUUAGAAUUUAUUUAAUUUAUCAUUGUGAUUUGAUUACUCUUAUGUUUUCUUAAGAAUUGUAACAUUAACAUUUUUUUUUUAUUUAAUGGCUGCAAGAG
This is a messenger RNA of Dioscorea cayenensis subsp. rotundata (Guinea yam), 1081 nucleotides long. RefSeq names its product basic leucine zipper 19-like. Gene Ontology annotation, biological process: positive regulation of DNA-templated transcription. Gene Ontology annotation, cellular component: nucleus. Gene Ontology annotation, molecular function: DNA binding; DNA-binding transcription factor activity. The record is from RefSeq and is a predicted model, not a curated record. NCBI's taxonomy places the organism in Eukaryota, Viridiplantae, Streptophyta, Magnoliopsida, Dioscoreales, Dioscoreaceae. The coding region runs from base 302 to 937 and encodes 211 amino acids. The transcript is spliced from 4 exons.